This is a messenger RNA of Leucoraja erinaceus (little skate), 6810 nucleotides long. RefSeq lists its product as uncharacterized. The transcript has 2 exons. Lineage: Eukaryota; Metazoa; Chordata; Chondrichthyes; Rajiformes; Rajidae. The record is from RefSeq and is a predicted model, not a curated record. Bases 3678 to 5261 code for a protein of 527 amino acids.
GCUGGGAGGGAGAAGACCAGGGCUAUCUAAAAUUAGAGAAGUCAAUGUUGAUACCAUUGGGGUGUAGAUUAUCUAAGCAAAAUACCCACGCUUGUCUCCUCACUACAUUUACUGCUGGCACCAGUUGCAAAUCUGAGUUUUCGAGUGAUCUGUGCAAGGCAUUCAUUGAUGCUGGAAUUCCACUGUGGAAAUUGGAAAACAAAUCUCUCAGAGGUUUUUUAGAGAAAUACACAGAGGAACAUAUACCAAGCGAGUCAUUAUGGAAAAAUUAUGUUGACACCAACUUCAACAUUCUUGUGCAGAAAAUUAGAGAUUAAGUUGCAUGCAACAAAAUAUGGAUCGCAAUAGGCGAGACAACCGAUGCUGUGGGGAGAUAUGUUGCCAAUGUGGUCAUCGGUACACUGGAGGCAGGUCAACCAUCAAAGGAGUAUUUGUUGACAUCGGAAGUAUUGGAGAAGUCAAACAGCUCAACUAUUGUUCAGUUGUUUACAUAUUCAUUUGUUGUACUUUGGCCAGAAGGUAUAAAACACGAGAAUGUACUUCUGUUUGUGACAUAUAGUUUUAUUCCCCAAAAUGUUGCAUUUGACAUGCUUAGCUCAAAACCUUCAUAAAAUUGCCAAGCAAAGACGUAGCUUGUUUCCAAAUGUCGAUCGCCUAGGCAAUGGCAAGAAAGUCGUACCUUGUUCUGGUCGCCGCUGGAUUUUCAACAUGAUGAAAAUUUUCGGCGACCUGCAACGACCUAUGACGUCGCCGAAAAAGUCGCGUUAGUGGGACAGGCCCUUUAUAUUAUUAUUUUUAAAACCAUAUUUUGGUGGUGGAAAUAAAUACCUUUUUUGUCAAUAAAUGCCUUUUUUGUAAUUUUAUUUUGCUUUUGCCUGCCUAUUUCAGAGACUUUUAGUGCCUAAACAUCCUGGCUCUACUCAUGAUUGUUCCCUUCAUCCCUGUUUGAAUCCCCUGUCCAGCUAUUUCCAUGUAUACUGAACUAUAUUGGUUUGCAAACUACAUGUUUGUUACAAAAAAAAAUCACCUUUUUUCUAAACUUCUGUGCACAUGUGCACAUAUCUUCCCCAAGCCUUCCUGCCAUUGACCAUGCUACAUUUUCAUAACAUUUGUCAUAUUUUGCAUCAACCUUCAGGUGCUGAGACCCAACUUCUACGAAUUCUCUCACUAAACAUCUGUGACUUUCUUCCUCCAAUCAUUGCAUGGCCACGCAUCUUAAUAUUGUGUGUUACACGUGAGAUAGAUUUUAUUUGAAAAUGUUUGUGUUCCACUUGUGUCAAAAUACAUGAAAGUUAACAUUUCAAAGCAAAUUCAUCUUUAAUAUGUAAUAUAGGUUUAUUGGACAUUAAUAUGCUUUGGACAUAUAUGCCAGGUAAAAUGACUUGGUUCCCUUGGAGAAUUUACAUUUAUUGGCAUUUAUUUGCGAUGUUUUCUUUCCUGUGUCAUUGUGGUGAGGGCGCCAGUUUGCAUUAAGUUGGUAGUAAAAUAUAUGGCAAGAUUAUCUAGUGCUUUAUAAAAGGUUAUUUUAUUCCUUGAAGGCUUAAAGUUUGCUUAUAUAUAUAUGUGGAGGUUCCAAAUAAAAAAAUGUGCUUCAAAGGUAUUUGCUGGAAAAAACGUUAAAAUUCUGUUUUAUAUGAGUAUUUAUUCCUUAAUUGCAUUUUGCAGUGAAAAACUGAUUUUCUGGGAGAUCUAGGAAAAUUAUUACAUAAUUAUCAAAUUUAAAAAUAAUCUGGAGAAGGUAAGAGAUAGUGAAAUUAACUAUAAAAUUUGUCGAUUUAAAAUGACUUAAUGAAAUUUUAAUUUUGCAUUAGUUGAUGUAGGUGCACAUUGAAAUCAAUGUUCAUUUAUUUCCAGAAUUAUUCCUGAUAUAGGCGAUUCAGGUGCAUUCAGGGAAGGAACUGCUUGUCUCAUUACUUGCCAAUAACCUAGAGGAAAUCAUUAAGAAACUGAAAAAUUAAUUUUGGUCUUGCAAUGCUUUAAAAUAUUUAUAGAAACAGUACAAUGAAGAAAUUCUCUCAACCGCGUGCAUACAGUUUCACAGUGGUGUUGCUGCUGUCAACUGGUACCUUUCUGUUUGUGCCGCUUUAAAAAAAAUUUGCAGCUCCAUAUUUGCAAUAGUCAUUCAUAGUGUCAUUUUAGCUCCAGUUAACAAUUAUUUGAAUAUAGUGGAGCUGAAAGUGAUUACAAUGAUACGACUUAAAACUGAAGUACUGCCAAUUUGUGCUUCAUGGGUCUUUGCUAUGGAAGAGUGUCUGCGAGUUCAUUUGGAAAAUAAUUAAAUAACUUGAAAUGUUUGUUUGAAAAUAAAACAUUUUUGUUGCUGACUGCUUCUCCAAUUCUUAGUUCUGCUGGGUUUUUGUUGUGUUACAUGGUUAGUCAGCAAGGUGGUUUUGCAGCUAAAGAUGGGAAUGGUAGUCUCAAAAGUAAUAGCAACCUGUAACAGGAUUCUGAAUUUUUUUUUAUGUCAUGGGCCCAGGAUUUAGUCAGGUACAGUAACUAUAAUUUUUCUAAUUCAAAAAUAAUAUGAUUAAUGCUGAUUUCUGUAAAUUCAGACAUUUGCAGUCAAUGGAAUUAAUGUAUAGUUUGCACAGUCAACAGUGUGGAUUGUGGCAGCUUUUUACUGUUAAUCAUUAAUAUUUUUAACUUGAAAUAUGUUCAUUUAUAUGUAUUCAUUAAAAUGGAAAAUAUUUAUUUAUUACAGUUGGGCUACAAGCUAUGCACAUUAAAACUGCCAUAUUAGUUACAGUAGUUGGAUUCUUGUAAUGAUUUUUAUCAUUUAAUUAGAACAAAAGCAAGCUAAAUAUUUUUUUACACAAAAGUGAAUUGCAGUGGCUGACUGUUGAUUCCUUUUCUCAUUCCAGCUUCCACUAAAAUGCUAAACUGAGGAAGGCCCUGUGCCAGUUCCUUGCAACGGUUCACGUUUUUGUGUUGCUGCCAGUGUAUUUCUAAUUUGUAUCCAUUUGGGCGUUGCUCAUGCCAAGUACUUGCUCCCAUCUGUGCUCAGUACUAAAACAAAUUCUUUGGAGUAGGUUAUUGGCAGAGGGGUGCAAAGAGUGCAUAUGAGCGAGACUGGGAUAGAAGCCAAGCUGCGACCAAACAAUAAAUAGACUAUUUAGUAAAUUUCAUUGUUUGUAUGUCAGCAUGAAAGCAAAUAUUAAUGUAAGAAGGCACAAAAUAUCUGAUGACUUGGUGCUUUUUAUAAAUUUUGAAAUUUGUAUAUGCAUCCACAUUGGAUGUGGAACAACAUGCGCCCUUUUGAAUAUUAAUGCAAAUGAAUUCGAGGCUAGUUUUGUAAAGACGUUUGCAUGCAUCAGAAGUGCUGUCUGUCUGUUCAUCAAAGCUUGUUGUUUGAAGAAUUGUAUGUUUUGUUUGCAAAGAUAUCAUAUUGGAAUUGUAUUUAUUCAAAUUUUGUCUGUACCUGUGAAAUAUUUAAUGUAAACCAGUGGAAAAGCUGAUUUUUCUUAACAAUUUUAACAUCUACUCCAUCUCCCUUUUUUUUACAGUCAGUUUUCCACAAAAGAAGCUUACAGCUUCACUUUUUGUUCUACAGAGUGAAUCAUGCCAAGGAAAGGAUCCCCUGUCCCUAUUUGGCUUGCGUUUGAAGUGCGGCAAGUAUCCAGAUUUUGGCAGUAAACAUUCAGCGUCAUGUUACGAUUUUUCCGUUUUUAGGCAAAGCCAUGCCAAUUUGUGCAAUGUUGGGCUGUUCGAACAGCACAUAUCACCUGUAUAAGUGGAAGUAUGAUGUGUGUGAUAGCCACCACUGUAAAGUUGCAACGGGAAACUGUUUCUGCCCACCUCCCUUCAAACUCUUCCCAUUUCCGACAGAGAGGAGGGAUGGAGCAGCCCGGUUGCGUUGGGCCAAACUGGUCAACCGAAAGAACCAGAAAGGCACGCAUUGGUUGCCUCACCCAAACGGCUAUAGCCGCGUGUGCUCUAAGCACUUUGUGGACGGCGAACCAACAGAGCUCAAUCCAGACCCGGUGCUGAAUCUUGGUUAUUUGUUAUUGGACUCUCCAAUGUCCCCACGUGCACUCCCUCGCAGAGAUGAAACACCUUCUAAUAAAAGGAGAAAGUCGGUAACAGCAACGCAAACCAAUGUUGACCAACAUGUUGACGAUGGACCAGACAACAAGCGGUUACGGGCUUUUGCUUUAGAUCAUGCUUAUGUGUACAAAUGCAGCUGUCAAGAGAACUGUAAUUGCACGGGAUGCAUCCAAAAGCAGAAGGACAUAAACAAACUGACUGACAAAGUUGAAAUGUUGGUAGGCAAGGUAGAAGAAUUGAAACUAAAACUGAAGAAUGCUUCCAUUAAAAAGCGUUUUUGUAGCAAUAUCAAUGACAAAAAUGUGAGAAGAUUGACAGGGCUCUUUUCGACGGAAGACUUAGACAACCUAUGCGAGUAUCUGAAGCCUAAAGCAAUGAAAAUGCGAUAUUGUGAAGGGAAGAAAAAAGUCGUCAGUACUAUAGUACCAAGAAAUUUUAAACGAACGCCAAAGAAGACUGGACCCAAAUCAAAACUCAGCGUAAAGGAUGAAAUGAUACUUGUGUUGAUGAAGCUGCGCCUUGGACUGUCGAUGGUGUUUCUCGCGUCUUUGUUUGGGCUUAGUGUGGGUACAUGUUCUAAAAUAUUCUAUACUUGGAUUAAAUUCCUAGCCAUCCAACUGAAACCCCUGAUUUUCUGGCCAAAUCGUGAUUUGAUAAGGUCCACGCAGCCGAAACAGAUAAUAAAUAAAUGGCCAGCACUGAGAUGCAUUCUCGACUGUGCAGAGAUAUUUAUAGAACGACCACAGCAUCUACAGUUGCAGGCUUUGACAUGGUCUGAACACAAGAAACACAACACUGUGAAACUAUUGGUUGGAAUUGCCCCAAACGGCAUGAUCACAUUCUUAUCAAAUGCUUGGGGUGGGCGAUCAUCUGAUGCACACAUUGUUAGGAAGAGCGAAUUUUUGAACUUAGUUGAUCCUGGGGAUUGCAUAAUGGCAGAUAGAGAAUUUCCCAUUCAAGAAGACUUGAAGUUUCGCCAAGCCUAUUUAGAGAUUCUCCCUCCCAGCGAUGGUUAUCAGCCAAUGACCACAGAAAAAGUACACACAACCAAGAAGGUUGCCAAUGUCCGCAUUCAUGUUGAACGUGCCAUAGGUCGUCUAAAGUAUUUUAACAUCCUGGGAAACACUUUACCCAUCACUUUAGUUCCGCAUAUUGAUGAUAUUUUCACCGUCUGCGCAGCAUUAUGUAAUUUACUGCCUCCAUUGGUGUGUAAAUGAGAUGUUGUUGCACUUACAGAUCAUUUUGAUCAGAAGUUCAACUUUAUCUUUAACCAGAUUUGAUAUGAACUGAAAUCCAGAACUUGCCGAGUUUGCAACAUGUACAUUUCAACAAAAUCAGAGUUUUACAUCUCUUACAUCGCACUUAUUUUCAAAACAGUUUUGUUAUCACCAUGUAUCUAUACAGAGCUCAGUUAUUGCGUUUAAUUCAUAGUAUACAAACUGAUGGAUUUUUUUCUGACUAUGACAGUACUGAACUAUACAUUUAGUUUGUGAAGGCCCAGUGUAGUUGAAUUUGCAUAAACAAUAUUAAGAGAUUUUUUUUUUUUCAAGCCACAAUGACUAUUUACUAAUAGUUAUACCGUGUAUGUGUCUGGAUUAAUUCCAGCAUGCAUGUCGGGAUCUUGUUUUACAUAUCUGCUGUGUAGUUUUUAAUAAUUCUUCAUGUACCAGGUAGAGAUAAAAUGUUGGGGAUAGUGCUUUGGAAUUGCAAAUAAUUGAUAAAAAAACAUGCUAGAUGAAUAUUUAGGAGGUGGCAUGUCAUGGUUGUUGUACACACGAUAAGGGUUGCUUGUUAGCAUUAUGGGGGGGGGGGGGGAUACCGGGAUUACUUCUCGGACAAUCAACUCCAUAAUUCUUGCAGAUAUUCAAGUGAAAGAACAUAUAACUCAGCACAUUCGGCAUAUUUCCUCGUGGUUCAAUACAAUGCACAUCUCGAUCAGUAAAUGUACAGAAGUUCAUACAACUCUUAAUUUCUUUCAUUUCAUUUAAUCAUUUAUCAACCAUUGUUUCAGUGUACAUUAGCCAUUAAGUUAAAUGUAUAUUUUUAGAAGUAGUCACACAUAUGCGUAGUACUUAUGUCGAGUUGCAUCUCAAAACUACAAAUUAAUAUUGACUUUGUUUCAAGUAAACAAAAUGAGAAUGUAUGGUAUAUACCAUAAACAUCAAGUUAACUCAUCUCUCAUUACUUUCCUCAGUUGUGUACAUGUUGUGUAUAUGUGUGUGGUAUGUAUAGUGGUAUGUCUAGUAUGUUAACAUAGACCAUAAAACAGAUACACGAUUAUGCCAAAACAAUAUGUGUUUUUUUACAUUACUGCACACAAACAUUUGACAAAGGGGGUCAAAUUUCAAAUUCCUUCAAAAAAGGUGACAAGCAUGAUACUGGGUUCAUGACUAACAUAGUAUCAACAACAAAUAUAAGAAAAGAUGGCAAGUUUCUGAAAAUGGCAUCAGAAAGCUGUACUGUCAGCGCCUGCUCUUGAGGUAAUAGUUAACUGCAGGAAGCAGCCUGAGAUCGCCACACCUCCUCCUUCGAAGACCAGAACUGAGCUGCUGGUACAAGCCCGAAAUCACCAACAUCAUCAUACAUGUGCUCUGACGUUGAGGGACAAUGCCAUGCGGUCCUGGACUGUCUUACCACUGUAAAUAGAAUAAACCAUGUGAGUUCACCCUUCUACAGUGUGGUAAUAAGCGAGUUCGGUAUCCAAAAAACGCAAGGAAUCAUCGGAUUUGUCAAAGGUCAUUUUCCAUAAGGAAAAAUCGAACCAGA